Pseudomassariella vexata is the source of this 2202-nucleotide messenger RNA. RefSeq lists its product as uncharacterized. The coding region runs from base 1 to 2202 and encodes 733 amino acids. NCBI's taxonomy places the organism in Eukaryota, Fungi, Ascomycota, Sordariomycetes, Amphisphaeriales, Pseudomassariaceae. The transcript has 6 exons. Gene Ontology annotation, cellular component: mRNA cleavage and polyadenylation specificity factor complex. The record is from RefSeq and is a predicted model, not a curated record.
AUGGCAACUACUCCUCAACUCUCUGUGCCCGAUCAGAUACGACAGCUUCAAGAUGCGCGCAAGCUUGUCUUGAGUGACGUGAGCUAUUACCCACAAGUCAUCCAAGCGACCUUGCCCAUCAUAGGCCCGUCAGCACAGGUUGAGUUUCGACGAUGGGGUGCCGAAUUUCUCUCAGAAGCCUUUGCGACACCAGCAGUUCCGCUUGGUCAAAAAGAGACGCUGUCGCUACUUGUGUUGGAGACGCUGAAGCUCCUGGUGGAGGAUCCAAAUCAGGACGUUGUGGUCUUGCGCAGCGUUAUUCAGACAGCAGCUAGUGUAUACCCGCUAGCUCUGAGGUGGAUAAUCAACAAUGCCUACGACACUACGACAUGGGAUCGCAUGACGGUGAUCAAGACGAGGAUCUUGCGAAUUUGGGAGACAGCCCCUCCAACGGUGCGAAUAUGCUGCAUCAAGUUCGCCCAGCGAGUGGUGCUCGCCCAAACACCAAGUGUUAACCCCGAACCAAGACGUGGCGAUCCCCUCGACAUUUCCCUUCUCAUGAUACCACCGAACCACACUGUCCUCGAGGUCCCCAGUCUAGAGGCCGAAGCAUCGGGGCUUCUUGACAGGAUGCUGGGAGUGUUGCAGGACAACAGCAGUGAUGCUCUGAUUGUUGAUGCCACUCUUAAUACUCUGUCCAUCCUCAUCCGGGCAAGGCCCGGUACUUCUAACAGGAUACUCAAUGCCAUCCUCAACUUCAACCCUUUGAAGCUCGCUAGUGGUCCCAUGACUCCAAAAAUUAAGGUCAUAGUGAGAUCCAUGGAGAAAACCACGCGCAUGCUUUUGACGCAUCUGUCAAGACGUGACUCGCGUAACCCACAUGUUGGUCGCAUACACCAGUAUCUCGAGCGCCUUAUGCAGGCGCGGGCAGAGGUAUUUGAUGGCGCAAGUCGAAAACGUGCGCACGUGGAGCAGGAUGGUCUGGAUGCCAAGCGACAACGAAUGGCCGCAUUGCCGCAAGAGUUCCAGAUACCGCCCAUGGCAGCCGGUCCUCAUUCGCUAGCUGAUGUUUUCUCCUUGACUUCAAAUGAGGGUCUGAAGACCUUCGAUGUCUCUGUGGUGCCCGCAGCCUUGGCUGCAAAGAUCAGCGUGACAACCAUCGCCCGUAUAGACCCGAAACUUCUUGAUCGGGUUCUAAAUGGCGUACGUGACCGCUUGACGGCUCUUUAUCAAGUGGCUCAACAAGCUGAUAACCCGGAGACCGCUUCGCUGGACGUUGAAGAUGAUGAUGACUACGAACCUGACUACUACGCGGCUGAGGACAACGAACAAAUUCUCAACAAGCUGGAUUCAUCCGAGCCAUCGUCGUCCAAUCGGGAACUGCAAAAACCGGCCGUAUUAAGCAAUUUUGCCUUGCCUACAUUCAAGCUUCCUCCGCCACCCGCCCUGAAUCCGGAUCAGGCUGCUGUGGUAGGACAAGGUACUGUCACCCGUGUGUUUGGUGUAAUGAGUACACUCGAUGAGCCAGCGUCGAAAAAGACCAAGGCCGGCAUCAAUAGACUUGCUGCCAGCUCUUACGAUAAAGACUCAUGGCUUACCAUCAUCACACGCCUUGCAACGCGCGCUCCUGCGGGACUUAAUGACGUGUCCGUCAAGGACGAACAUAACUCUGCCUCGGCGAGCCGUAUCAAUAUGAGCAACUCAAUACGCGAGUCUCUCUAUGCAUACGUUCUCGACGAUUUCAGGAAACGCAUCGAUAUUGCAGUCUCCUGGCUCAACGAGGAAUGGUAUAACGACCGCGUGCAACAAAUAGCCGCCUCCGAUUCCGCUCGUGAUGUACCACUCCAUUAUGACAAGUGGGCGCUUCGCAUGCUGGAUGGGUUCUUGCCGUAUCUGCAUGCGCAGGAUCGAGUUCUCACACGCUUUCUAAGUGAGAUUCCUGAUCUAAACGCGGCCAUCUUGGGCCGAGUCAAGACUUUAUGUCGUGAUCCUACCUUGGUCUCCUUGGCUCUGAACAGUCUUCUCUACCUCGUCAUGAUGCGCCCGCCCGUACGCAACCUUGCGCUCGAUGCCGUGCAGGAUAUCUGGAAAGAAUAUGACGAGGCAAGGCCCAUGGCAGGCAAAUAUCUCACCAAAUGGCGCCCGGGCUUCCUAGAGGCUCAACAACAGUUGGAGAACGGGGGUGGGACACCGACGGGGCCUCAGACUGUCGCAGCUGUGUAG